AUGAAAUACUCUCGCAUAUUUUCGCCAUCUUUUUAUUUUUUUUUUUCAUUGAAUUUACUUGUUCAUUUUGACCAACAGCGGAUCAUGAAUCAAGACGACUUAUACGUAUACAACCUUCAAGAGAAAGUAACCAAGGAAUUUGAAUUAUUAUACUUUGAUUCUAAAACCCUAGAAACCAUCGAAGUAGACGAUUCAAUUACAACAGAAAGUUCUAAGAAGACAUCGACCUCCAAUGUUCAUGAUAUAGAUUACUAUAAAUCUGAUUUAUACAGAUACAAUUUAAAAAGACAACUUAGAGAUUUGCCUCCUGUUUCUGAAGAAGAAUUUGACAAAUUACUCGAAGAAGAAUCCAUUGAAAGUUUAUCAGGAUCAGACGACGAUGAAGAUGAAGAUGAGAGUGAUAAGGAAGAAGAUAAACUUCAAAGUUUGAUGCAAAAAUUAGACAUUAAUACCAAUGCUAACGGAGAAGAAGAAGAAGAAGAAUCAACUGUGAGUUAUCUUAAUACAAAAUCACCAUUCAUAUUAUUCAAAUCACCAUUAGUACCAUCAGAUAAAGCAAUUGGUGUAUAUAAGGCUGUAUUUUCACCAACUCAAUUAAAUGAUCCUAUUAAAUCACUUGAAAGUUUCCCAAAAACUGGUAAAUCAGCAUUAUUUAUGAUUGGAGGUGGUCAUUUUGCAGGAGCUAUUGUAUCUCAUAUGAAGAAGAACACCAGAGGAAAUGCACCUAGUUCCAAAGAAUCUCUUCAAGAACAAGCCGUUGAUGUUGUCGUAUCAAAAACAUUCCAUAGAUAUACAACUAGAAGAAAACAAGGUGGAUCACAAAGUGCCAGUGAUAAUGCUCGAGGUAAAGCAAAUUCAGCUGGGUCAAGUAUUAGAAGAUAUAAUGAACAAGCUUUGAUACAAGAAGUUAGAGAAUUAUUACAAGAAUGGAAACAUCAUCUUGAUGAAUGUACUUCAAUUUAUAUUCGUGCGAAUGGUGCAUCAAAUAGAAAAAUUUUAGUUGGUUAUGAAGGAGCAGUUAUUGAAAAUAAAGAUGAAAGAUUAAGAAGUUUCCCAUUUACUACUAAGCGUGCAACUACUCAUGAAUUGAAACGUGCUUGGGUCGAAUUAAUGCAUCUACAUGUUGUUGAUAUGCCAAAAGUAAUUAAGAAGAAACAAAAAGAAUUUACUCCAGAAAGAUCAGCUACUCCAAAAAUUGUUAAAUCUCCAGAAGAAAUCAAACAUGAACAAGUAAGUAACGAAUUAAUUGGUUUAUUAAAACGACAAAAGGCACCAAAGUUAAUAAGCUUUAUCAAACAGAAUAAGAUCAACGUUGAUACUUUUAAAUUGGACAAUGCUCAUACCCCUACAUUGUUACAUUAUGCAGCAGCAAAUGGUCUUGGUCAUAUGGUUCAAGUAUUAUUGGUCAACCUUAAAGCAUCUCCAUUAGUUCUUAACAGUGUCAAUAGAACUCCUGCUGAAAUCUCAGAUGCUGAAUCUAGAAAAGUUUUCCAGAUAGUUCGUCACAAAUUAGGUGAAGAUUAUUGUGAUUGGGAUCUUGCAAAAGUAGGUAAACCAAAAUCUAAAAAAGAAAUUGAUGAAGCUGAAAAAUCUAAAAAUGAACAAAUUAAAUUACAAAAACAGAAAUUAAUUCAAGAUGAAUUAGCUAAAAAAACUAAAUUAGAAUUGAAAAAACCUAAAUUCUCAUCUACUGGAGUUUUAGCAAAUCAUAAAGUUGAUGAUUUGAGUGGAUUAAGUGAACAACAAAAAAUGAGAUUGAUGAGAGAACAAAGAGCUAGAGCAGCAGAAGCAAGAAUGAAAAUGAUGCAAAAACAAUAG
Candida tropicalis MYA-3404 is the source of this 1818-nucleotide messenger RNA. RefSeq lists its product as uncharacterized. Lineage: Eukaryota; Fungi; Ascomycota; Pichiomycetes; Serinales; Debaryomycetaceae. The transcript has a single exon. The record is from RefSeq and is a predicted model, not a curated record. The coding region runs from base 1 to 1818 and encodes 605 amino acids.